AUGUGGCUGUCACGCCUCGUCGUGUUCCUGGUCGGCUCGGCCACGGCUCACGCCCUGCCCACCGUGACUGCGUACGGGAACAAGUUCUUCACCAGCGAGGGCAAGCAGUUUUUCAUGAGAGGCAAGCACGCUCCUCCCAUCCAACUGCUGACCGAGGGCGACCCGCUCGCCGACCCGGAGCAGUGCCGGUUGGACGCGCAGCUCAUGCAGACGCUGGGCGCCAACGUGAUACGCGUCUACCACGUCGACGCGGCCGCCGACCACCGCGGCUGCAUGGACGCCUUCGCCGCCGCUGGCAUCUACACCCUCAUCGACCUCGACACCUUCUCGACCUACCUCCUGACCGCCGCCGGCCCCGCGUGGACGACGGCGCAGCACCGGAGCUACGCGGCCGUCCUGGAUGCCUUUGCGGGCUUCGACAACGCCCUCGGCUUCUUCGUCGGCAACGAGGUCAUCUCCACGACGGCACACUCGCCCGCCGCGCCCUACAUCAAGGCCGCCGCGCGCGACAUGAAGGCCUACCGCGACUCCAAGGGGUACCGCAAGUUCCCCAUCGGCUACUCGGCCGCAGACAUCGCCGAGCUGCGGCCCAUGCUGCAGGACUACCUCACGUGCGGCGGCGACCCGGCCCUGACGGUCGACUUCUUCGCCCUCAACUCUUACUCGUGGUGCGACCCGUCAAACUACAACCGGUCGGGCUACGACGCCCUCCAGGCCCAGGCCGCCAACUUCCCCGUCCCCGUCUUCUUCUCCGAGACGGGCUGCAACGUCCCCGGCCCGCGCCUCUUCGACGACCAGCAGGCCAUCUUCGGCCCCGAGAUGGCCCGCGACUGGAGCGGCUCGCUCGUCUACGAGUGGAUCGAGGAGCGGAACCACUACGGCCUCGUCAGCUACGGCCCGCCCGCCGCCCCCGACGUCCCGCCCGCGACCAACGUCUGGGACGGCUUCACGCGCAGGGGCACCCCGACGCCCAUCCAGCCCGACUUUGCCAACCUCAAGGCCCAGUGGGGCCGCAUCCCGCCGCCCACCGCCGCCGUCGCCCGCGCCGACUACUCGCCCUCGCCCUCCACCCGCCCCUGCCCGGCCGCGACCCCGGGCGGCUGGCUGGUCGACGGCAACGCCCCCUUGCCCGCCCUGGCCGAGGCUCCCGGGGGGCCCCUCCUCCCCCGCCCCGACCACCCCCGGCGGCCCGGACACUGCUGCCCCGACCCCGGCACCGCCCGCGACCACGGCGGUGCUGCCCCGCCGCCCGGGGAGUUUACCGGUAUGACUGCCGCCCUCGCCACUCUCAUGCUGCUCUUUGUCCUGUGGGGUUGA
Molecule: messenger RNA, 1317 nt
Organism: Gaeumannomyces tritici R3-111a-1
Lineage: Eukaryota; Fungi; Ascomycota; Sordariomycetes; Magnaporthales; Magnaporthaceae
Product: glycolipid-anchored surface protein 5
Exons: 3
Coding region: 1-1317 (438 amino acids)
Biological process (GO): fungal-type cell wall (1->3)-beta-D-glucan biosynthetic process
Cellular component (GO): cytoplasm; fungal-type cell wall
Molecular function (GO): 1,3-beta-glucanosyltransferase activity
Source: RefSeq, a predicted model, not a curated record